Messenger RNA from Amoebophrya sp. A120, 5334 nucleotides. The record is from the annotation of a GenBank genome assembly. NCBI's taxonomy places the organism in Eukaryota, Dinophyceae, Syndiniales, Amoebophryaceae.
AAGAUAGACAAGAUAUAGUAAAACUGAAAGUCCCGCGAACAAGACGAAGAUUUCGUCCUCAUCGUCUAGACUAUAGUAUAGACAAGAUGUUGCACAGCGCCAACAAUCUGAGUUCGCGCAAGCGCCCCCGCGUGUGGGCGAUGGACGUGGAUGAGUUGGUGCCGGCGAGUCCCGCCUACGCCAAGUGGAUCUACACGGAGUGCAAAAAGUUCGCGAAGACCAACCAGCACGAACUGGAUCUGCUACGCAAGCGCAUCGACUUGGAACACAUCUUCGACGAGCCACUGCCCGAGGGAAGCAAAGUCUUUGCGGAGAACAAACGGAUCGGGGCGCAUGUGAUGGUGAAUAGCAAGGAGCAACAAGCUGCAAGUCGUGGCGUCCUCGCGAAGCGAAAAACUACAAGCAACUCCUCUCCGACGACCAAGGAUCUUAACCCAAACCGCAAGCUGCAUUCGCGUUCCCUAGUGUCAAGCUCUAGCAGUUCAUCCUCUUCGUCCGCCGGCAGCGGCACCACUUUCACUGGAGCAGCAGGAGUCAGGGCGCAUAUGAUCACUCCGGACAGUGUGACAACCAGUCGUCCCGGUUGUCCCGUGGAUCUGCAGAGCUUCCACGAAUACCUCGAGCGCGUCGAAAAAAAGCGGACUAGUGUUACAACCGGAGAAGAAGCCAUCAAUACGACCACGAGUGGGGCAAAGCGACAGAAACGGUUCACCCUGUUCUCUACGAGCCCCAUGGCGCGUACACCCAGGGAUGGGAAUAAAGGUAGUUGGGCGAGUACAAAUACGACGUGUACGAGAAAUCAUAAAAAAGUCACUUAGAAGCAUCAUCGUCUACUUUGAACAACCACUCGCGCCAGCUGCCUUUGCGGCAUGCUACUUCUUUUUUUUGUACGCAUUAAAUUAUCUCUCCCUUCAAAUAAAAACUGUCGCAGGUACUGAUGUCCAUGUGGCGAAAAACUUCCUCGACGACGACGAGGACGAUGAACAAAAGGCGACCACGCUGCAACCCCCCACGGAACCCACCGCACCAAAGUGCGGCGCCGGCGGGAACAAGAGAAAAACGACCUUCGGUGGAUUUUUGCGCUCUACAAUCACCCGCGCGUUUCCACUGCCCCCCGGCCGCAGGGCUGAGGCUAAGCGUGAAACAUCGCCGUCGAAAGGAAAUUGCGCAAGUGACAAGUCUGGGAAAGUUUUAUCGGCGACACGACCAGACACAACACAGCAGGAAGAGGCGAAGAAUGAAGAUCCAGACUCAGUUUCACCCGCAGAUUCCUCGGACGAUGAGGUACUAAAGUUCCACACACCGGAGCCGUCUGAGAACAAAACCUCGUCGUGGAAAAGCAGUCGCAGGGCCGCUCGUGACUCCGCGACGACGACCGUGGAGGUAAAAACGAAGAAAAUGAAGCUGGAAAAAGUUAAAGCACAAGCUGCAGAUAAUACAACAAUUACAAUAGAAACAGGGGUGGAUAAAGCAGCAGCAGGUUCCUCGACUACCAGCUGUUUUUCGACUACGAACACUGGACCAGCUUCUUCAUCCGCCGCUAUCGACGUGCAGCAGAGCUCUACGCAGUUCACGCUCGACCCUUCGUCAUCUUCUAGUGGUGGCGCCAAGCAAACUGCAGUAGAAACUCCGGAUGUAGAAAUGAUCGAAACAAUUGAAAGUCAUGCCCUGGCAGCUACACAAGAAAGCGACUGGCAGAAUACCACCGGAAUGAAACAAAACGCCGAGACGCUCCCACUGGCUGAUAAGAAAACACAACAUCAAGCAGACCACCCGACCACUCCAGCCAGAACUGAAGAAGAGCAGCAGCACGACAAGAAAGAUGAUGCUGAAAAAUCAGAACCCAUUGACACCUUCCCCCCGCGGUACAGCGUGACGGGCAAGAUUCUGGACGAAGACAGUUCCGCUACCUCCCUCCAAGACCGGUUUUGCUCGAUGGCGAAGCAGAAGCGCAAAAUGAAAGUGUGGGGCGAUUUGCUGGAGCUGCACAAGCUCUGCGAGAAAAAGGCGAAUAUGACCCGCUCAGGUGUUACAAUCUGGUCAAACGUGACAAUAGAGUCUGGAAAUCUGUGAUGCAAGAGGUGCAUUAUCUACCAAACUCUCAUAGGAUUGCGCAUGACAAGUUCCGGAGUCCCAAACCGCACUACAGUCCGGAGAAAUUUGUAUUGCAGAAAGUGAAAUGCUGUCCCAGUCUGUGAUGCUCGUCAUGCAAUACAAAAUCCAGACUCUAUUGUAACAGUUGAGAUUGUAAUGUCUGAGCAGGUCAUAGCGAACCAGGGCGUCUUCUUAAUUCACGCGAAGGAAAACGUCGACGGCAUGCUCUCGUGCCAGAACGGUGGCGCGCCGCUUCCGGUACCGCGCAACGCUGAGGAGGCCAUGUUCCUGCAAAAUUUGGGUACGACCCCGAGCGAAACCAUCUUCAAUCUUCAGUACUCCACUCUGCGCCACUAUCUCUGCGGGGUGCAAGGUACGAUUUGAAUUUCUGUUCUCGCGAUGUUUCAACAACAUCGACAUCAUGAUGCCCUGACUAGAAAUUGUAAUUGAAUCCUUAUUUCACAUUAACAAGUUGAGCUACAAAUACAAUAAAAGUUCAUCCGACCGGAAUGACAGGUUUCCCGGAAGAGAACGUCACUGUGUCUACCGAACGGGAUGAGCGGCAGGGCAAGGAGCGGUACAUCGAGUGGCACCUGACCAAACCGGGCCAGGACGAGGUGAAGGAAAACAUCCGCAAGGAGACCAUCCGCAAGAACGGGGGGGAGGAGAAGAGUCUCGCGAAACGCCUUGCGGUGACGGAAAAGUUUCGGGCUUCGUCCGAGGACGAGAAGAACAAAACCAUCUUUGCAGUGGACGAUUGGCAGCGGCACCUGCGUUAUGCAUUGCAAAUAUGUCUGGGUCUGGAAGAUAGUAAGACUUCUCAUGCUAGUUUGGCAUGACUCUGAACUCUGUAUUGCGUGGCAUGACUCUGAACUCUGAAUCUCCUCUUGUCUGUCAUGCAAAAACGAUGUUUCUCAUGCGGAAUACGCAACACAGAGCCACGAGGAAACUUGUCAUGCUUGGCGGUGCAUUACAGUGUGCUUCCUGUUCACUGACAUGCAUCACAAGUUUCCAGACCCAGACAUAUUUCCACUUGAUGCGCGCGAGAAAGUCGGUCGCGUGCAGCUGCGCGUCUGGUUUCAGGGGAUCCUAUCCUGUGCAAAAACAUCGUACUACCUAGUAUAAAUUGCAUUACAAAUUUUCUCAGCAUGAAAAAUUGAAUUUUUCAUGCUGUUUCAACUUGGAAAGGAAAUUUGUCAUGCAUACAUGCAAGUAGUACGAGUGCGAUACUUUUGCACAGGAUAGAUCCAACCCAGACACAAACUGAAGCAGUGCCCCACGGACGUGUUUGAGUAUACUUUUUUUGAUCAUGGAGACGUGUUCCUAUCAUGCCAAUACUUACAUGUCAAUCCCCAGCAUGGCUUUUGCUUGGAUAAAAUGGUUGCUGGUUGCAACUAUGGGGGCAUAAAACUACACCCGGAUAGAUACAUACUAUCCGCCGGUGACAGAGAGAUACUACGGCUCUUGCAAAUUCUGCGCUUCCAAAUAGAAAUCGAUGCUGUCCGCCAAUGAAAAAGCCUCAAAACAAAAAAUCCCAGGUACAUUCUGUCCUUCCUGAGUCCGGGGCCCGAUGUGAUUAUGAACCCGCUGUAUUUGUACACGAUCUGCGCCGACCAUCGCGAUGAAGUCUACUACCAGGUCUCUGCGCACAUCCUGUCCACUCUGGUCAACCAGGCGCGCCAGGGGGAAACCACAUCCACCAUCGACUUUCGCCUGAUCGAAGACAACCGCCUGCUCGCGGCUGCGGAAGGCGCGCGCGUCGAGGUCGUUGCGAACUAUUGUGCCGGGAAUUCGAGGGACUGGAAACCCAUGGUGCUCAAACUGGGAUGGAUCAAGGCGCAAAAGGAUGUGGAAUACAUGGUAUUUUUGGAUUUGUCUUGAUCUUGUUUUCCAUUUUCGUCGGGUGCUAAUGUGUGCUAUAAGAGCCGUUUUUUAGGAACGAGUUGUACUAAGUACCGAAUUACUUCUUGACUGGAGUAAAUAUGAUUGAAUUUGGAGGUCUCAGUGGUCUGAGUCAAGAAUAUAGAAGAUCUUCAAUUUCUACAACCAUCCACAUGUUCCCACCUUUCCCAUUUCACUACAGGCCGUCUCCAUUAUGGCAAUUUUGAAGAGUAAGAAGAUGGGUUUUGAGUGCAAGUUGGUCCAGGGCACGCCGCAACGGCCGCAGUGUAAAGUCGAGGUGAAUUGGGACCCAGAGAAUCGCGGCCUCGUCAACCGGGCCGCCGAAGCGCCGGCGGUCGAGAAUUUGAUACAACGCGUGGAGGAACCAAGAAUUGCCGGAAUGGAGCCGCAAGUUUGAAGGGGACGAGUCACUACCAGCUACUUGCUUGUUCACGACGAGACAAAACAUUGUACGAGUGUUGAGAGCCAAAAAAGAUUUUUUAUGUGAAAUGCAUUUUGCGGUCACUGACAGCCAGUUGGAAUUAAAUUAUUGAGUACCAAGAUCACUAACUAAAUGUAGCAAACAUUUUGUAACGUCUACUACUCUAUGUCUAUCUCUAGCCCCUCCCCCUUGAAGUUGCAGGAGCAGUACAUUAUCAUUAGUGAACUUUCUGAACUUGUAGACACGGCUGCCCGAGGACAACAGAGCGAGAUUCUGUCCUCGACCUCGUCGUCGUGGCAUAGAUAUUAAGUAUACACGAACUCCAUCAAACCCUUUUGUAAUCAAAUCGAAUUAAUGAACUUCUUUGCCUUUCUCUUUUUGUAGUCUUCAACCAUAUUUACCUAUUGUCCACAGAGACAGAAUGAAAGAUAUUGUGAUAAAAAAAACAAACAAAUCAAGAAGCUUUUCAAUAGUUUGGUACCACCCUGGUGACAUCAAUAAUUUGUACAGAACUUCUUCUACCUAGAACUUUUAUUUUUGAUCUACCCUAUGCCUAUGCCUAUCGCUAUCCCGCGUGGGUGUGCUGACCAACGCAACGAUUUUUCUAGCAACGUCAGUAACUUCUAACAAGGUCAAGAAAAACAGCACCUGGUCUACCAUUCGAGUAGAUUGAUUGUGAACUUCCAUUUGCCAAAUGUAAAAUUGAUGAUCAAGAUGAACUUUCUUUAGCCUCUCUUACUCUACUUGUCCGUCGAAGAUGUCGUUAGGUUUCUGUAUGAUGUUGGGCGAACGCAUUAGUGGUUGAUGUUGAACUUCUCUGAUUUGAACUUUAUAUUUGUAGCGAGGCGGUCACGGAAGAUUCAUGCAGAUCCUCAAUCGGGACCGAAGCCGAUGUGAGACCGCGGACAGACCUUCAU